UUCAACCAACCAACAGAUUGUAGAAAUAAAUGUCAAUUGAAAUUAAACAAAAGAUGUGAAUAAAGUUGAUAAAUUAUGUCUUUGUAACAAUGAAGUAAUAGAUAACGAAAUAGCGGGCAAGGGCACAAAAUGGAAAGUAUAACAAAUUUCUCCGUGUCACUAAUUAAAGGCUUCAUAGACAGUUUACGAGGAGUGACUGUACUUUUAUACUUAGAUAAAGAAAUAAAUGAGAAGGCACUGAGUCGCUCGCCGCGAGUAGACUCCGGAAACACACAAUCCAGACAAAAACAGACGAAAGUGAACCAGGAAUCCAAAGUACUUACAAGGGUGCUGCAGUCGUGUAUACUCAAUGGGUUUAUAUUUCUGCUCAGUAUACUCGUAUUUGAGUAUGUACUGUUGCCGGCCGUCAAGUACUUAGUGACAGUUGUGUUUGGCCACGACCCCGGCGUGGCUCACAAUGUGUGGAGCUGGAUGAAGCCGUUCCUCUCCAUGACCUUCAGGAUGAUAUGGGUGCUACCACUGUUCUUGCUGAGCAAGCUAGUCAAUAGUUUAUGGUUUCAAGACAUAGCCGACUCCGCGUACCGGCAUCGACGCGGGCGGCCGCAGUUUAUGUCCAGUGUGAGCAAAAUUAUUGCAGACUCACUGUUCAGUUUGCUGGUGCAAGCUUUAUUUUUAGUUCAGAGUAUGUUGGUGAAUAUGUUGCCAAUAGCAUACGUGGGCGAGUUGCUGUGCCUGGUGCACAUGUGCUUGCUGUACUCGCUGUACUCCUUCGAGUACAAGUGGUUCAACAUGGGCUGGGAGCUGCACAAGCGGCUCACAUUCAUCGAGACCAACUGGCCGUACUUCCUCGGCUUUGGACUGCCACUGGCCGUCCUCACGCAGAUACCUGAGUCCUAUAUUAUAAGUGGCUGCGUCUUCUCGAUAUUCUUCCCCGUGUUCAUUCUGAGUGGCAACGAGGCCACCCCCGUCAUAGGCAGUGAGUAUCCGUUGCGGCUGUUUUCGCCGGUGGUGGCCAUGUCCAACGGACUGUUCCGGGCGGCUCGAGCCGGCGCUGCUGCUGUGCAUCGCCGGUGAUGUC
This is a messenger RNA of Achroia grisella, 1078 nucleotides long. RefSeq names its product etoposide-induced protein 2.4 homolog (gene tank). The transcript has 7 exons. The record is from RefSeq and is a predicted model, not a curated record. Gene Ontology annotation, cellular component: endoplasmic reticulum. Bases 130 to 1074 code for a protein of 314 amino acids. Lineage: Eukaryota; Metazoa; Arthropoda; Insecta; Lepidoptera; Pyralidae. Gene Ontology annotation, biological process: macroautophagy.